CUCAACAAGUCAUUGUACAGCAAUGUACAAGUCAUUCACAUAGUGAGCCAAUUUAAACUCACAAAUAUGUAACUUGACUUUAGUUAGAUCCACUGAAAAAAAAAUGGAAUAUGUGGUCAGGCAGAAAAAAUAUGUAUAGUUUACAUAAAAAUAUUAAGUUUCUCAUCAAAAUGUGAUUUCAUUGCUUAUACUAAAUUUAAGCAAGUUUCUAAUUACUAGCUUGACAAACAGGAAUUGCUAACAAAAGAUCACUGUCAUUCACAUGCAUUUCAGACAUAUCAAUCAUAUCCUCAGAAUAAGGUGGAGCUUCAGAUGUGGUUUGUGUGGUUUGUUCAAUCAACUGCCUUUUCUAAAAAGGACACAAGGACACCCACACACACACACUCCCACACACACAUACAAAACCCAUAACAUCCUUGGUACAAUAAUAAUAAUUAUACUACUAUAUAAUAAUAAUGAUAAUAAUAAUAAUGAUAAUUAUACUACUAGUAUGAAGUCUUUUUUGUUUUUAAAAAUAUGAGGGUGAAUCUUGAGGGCAUAUCUAGUGUAACAAAAGGUUGAACAUCAACACAUUUCUCAUGAUAUGUCCGAGUUAAAAAUGCAUGUGAGUGACACUGAUCUUUUGUUAGCAAUUCCUGUUUGUCAAGCUUGUUCAUACGUGUCCCAGAAAGUGUGAGAUUCCCUAAAAGACGAAGCUGGAAAAAGAAAAAGAAAAAAAACAUCCUACAUCGUAUUGUUUUUAAGAGUCAGUUAAACAAAGUUGUUCAAAAAUCUAUGAUCCCUAAGAUCAGCCUCAACUUAACCUUCAGUAUGAUCAUGAAACAGUGGCAGAAACAAGAGAAUGCGGAAACAAGUAGAAUUCAUACUGGUCUGGCAAGUAUUCAAGCGUAAUAGGAUUACGCUUUAAAGAUAAGGCAUCUGUAUGGUUCGAGGGAGAUGUGAAAAGAAAAAAAAACAAGAAAAAAAGCUCAUAGGUUUCUGGCAAACCUGCUCAUCUGUAGUUAGAUAAACUUGGGCUCUCUGGAGGCAAGAGACACCAAAGUGCUACCAGCUGAAGUCCAAAAUCUGCCCGAGCAUCAUGGCUAAUAAAGGGAAAAUAUCAGAAUAUUUUCUGGGAUUUGUUGCCAUCCUGCUCAUUCAUAUGCAAGUGGUGAACUCCCAAGGAUUUCCUGAAAUUUCAGACAUGACUAUAGAGUUUAGCUACACAGAUGGACAAAUGAAUCACUUAAGGGAAAAACGAGAUGUGAACACGGACAUACUAGAAUACAUUGUAAUCAUAGAGGUGAAUAUGUCACAAGCGAUUUUGUUUGACGAAUUCAAAUCAUCAUUGGAGUCCAUCAGUCCUUUACAAAUAGACAACACCACAGAAAUCGAUAGUGUGAACAUUACAACAGUGUGUCAUCUAAAUGAAUCUGAAUACCAGUGCACUUGUGAGGAUCAGUAUUUCUGGUCAUUCAGUAACUGUAUUAUCUAUAAUGCCUGUAAUAACCUAUAUGAAGGAACAUGUACCUGUAUCAGUGCCAUUCCCAGUGAUGGACAGAUGUGUGUGCCAAAAAGUGAACUAGCAUUCAUUGAUUUUCUGGUUGAAUUUGAGCUGAAUACUACAAGCACAACAGUGAUCGAUGAAGUGAGAAACUACCUUGAAGUACUCAGUUUCCCAAUUACAUAUGGUCAUGUAGCAGAACUUACAGAUUUGAACAUUACAACAGGUAAAUAUAAAUAUAUGUCCUAUUAACUAUAUAGUGCAAUAUUUUUGGGGGUAGCUAAUCUUGUAGUCAUGUCUGAAGACAGUGGAGAAUAUCCAGUGCACUCUUUCAAACCCAAAAUGGACGAUGAUAGGUAGUAUUCAAAUGAUGUAGGAAUUUUUGUGAAUUACACAGAGUGAAAUGGCUUUGGGGAUAAUGCUUAACGUCUGCUUCGCUGACACAUCCGUAACAUGUCAUCAGUGUUUCCUAAUGAAAAUGGUUUUAAAAAUCACAAAAUCUUUGAAACAGAAUAAUAAAAAAAAACAAUCUGCUUUCAUUCCACAGUGUGCAGUUUGAAUGGUACUGAAUAUCAGUGCAGGUGUGAGGAUCAGUAUUUCUGGCCGUGUGAAAAGUGCACAGUAUAUGGGGCUUGUGAUGACAUCACCAAUGCCUCAUGUAGCUGCAUCAACGCUAUUCCAAAUGAUGGACGCUUCUGCCAACCAAUCAAUGAGCUGUCUAAUAACUCUACAUGUCCAGAUCAUCCACUCCCAGCUGAAUAUCUGAUUGAGAUUGAGAUUAGUGCAGUAGAUACAACAGUCCUGAAUCAUCUGAGGAACCUUUUGGAGACACUCAGUUUACCCUUAAUAAACAGUAACAUCAAUAUCACUGAAAUCAACAUCACCACAG
Molecule: messenger RNA, 2372 nt
Organism: Pangasianodon hypophthalmus (striped catfish)
Lineage: Eukaryota; Metazoa; Chordata; Actinopteri; Siluriformes; Pangasiidae
Product: adhesion G protein-coupled receptor F5-like
Exons: 9
Coding region: 1079-1735 (218 amino acids)
Source: RefSeq, a predicted model, not a curated record